This is a messenger RNA of Carassius carassius (crucian carp), 4837 nucleotides long. Its product is annotated as pleckstrin homology-like domain family B member 1. The transcript is spliced from 24 exons. The coding region runs from base 227 to 4453 and encodes 1408 amino acids. The record is from RefSeq and is a predicted model, not a curated record. Gene Ontology annotation, cellular component: basal cortex. Gene Ontology annotation, molecular function: protein binding. Gene Ontology annotation, biological process: regulation of microtubule cytoskeleton organization. Lineage: Eukaryota; Metazoa; Chordata; Actinopteri; Cypriniformes; Cyprinidae.
AAUGCAGGACAGAGAGAGCGAGGGAAGACAUUUCGAGUUCUGAAUGUGAUUUGUCCAUCCUGCUCUGGUGCUCAACAGAGUUUAAGGUGUCUUAAAGUGAGCAUGAGUUAGAAAGACACCUGUCUCCAGCUCUCAGGAUUACACAUGGGACUGGCAGAGCCACAGUAAAGAACUAAACUAAUAGGAUCUUAACGAAUGUCAUGAAGUGACCAAUAAAUCCAUAGACAUGGACAGGCUAAAUCAGAAUGUUCCAGAACAUGGCCGUCAGACUCAUCAGGUAUUACAGAGCACACCACUGGACCUGAUUGAAACAGGCAAGACUCUCAAAGUCCAGGCAGAAGGAGCCCAUCUUGUCAGCUUAGGAAGUGGCCGUCUGAGUACGGCUAUAACCCUGCUGCCCCUGCCAGAGGGGAAGACUAAACUUGGUCAUGGGAACACAGACAUUAAUAUUCAGGGUCCGGGUGUGACUGCUCAACAUUGCUACAUAGAAAAUGUGGGGGGAGCCAUCACUCUAUACCCCUGUGGAAAUUUUUGCUCAAUGGAUGGCUUAGCAGUUUCCAAACCUGUCAGACUCACACAAGGGUGUAUGCUGUGUUUUGGUCAGUCAUCCUUUUUCCGCUUUAACCACCCAGAGGAGGCCAUCAGGAUGAAGAGUUUGAUGCCUGGUGGAAGCCCUGGAUUUACCAGUACCUACAAGAACCAUUCAGAAACCCAUGGGCAAGUCAAUGGCAACAACCUUCCUUUGCACGAGCGACCUCGUCCUGGACACGGCACUCUUGUGCGCUCUAUUGAGAAGGAUAUUCAGGACAUUAUGAAUUCUCUGUCUAUGGAUGAAGGCCAGACUUCUUCAUCUGAGCAAUGUAAAACAAAACGCCACCCCAUUCCACAGUCUGCCAUUCCCAACGGGAGCGGCCAUAGUCUUGUCUCCCCUCCAACCAGUCCUGGCACUUUGUCUGUAAGCUCCAGCUAUGAAAAUACCAGUCCUCCGUUCUCCCCCUUCUCCACCCCCUCUGUGGUUAGUAGUCCAGAGGCUUGUUUGGACUCCGCUAAUACCCUUUCCACCAGCUACACCCAGACUGUGAAGACCCCGUUGCCACAUCCGCGCACUUUUGCAUCCAAAACCAGUAGUUCCAACGGAGGGCUAAAGGAUAUAGAAAGUCCCAGGCUUCAAAAAGCCUUGACUGAAACCCGCUCAGGCCCUUCUACAAACUGUAUAGUCGAGAGUCCACACCUGGCCCAUGGUUCCUCUUCUGGAUCUGUCUCAAUUUCAUCUGGAGAUUUAGGCAGACAGAUCAAUGCUAGGGUCACCUCCUCAUCCUCACCAUCAUCUUCUAGCCCCAGAUCCAGUGUUGGCUCAUCAGUCCAAAAAACGUCUUCCAGUCUUCAGUCCCAUUCAUGUGCACUUCAUCCUCCAGACAGUCCCCAGUCAUCCCACCAUGGUGUAGAACUAACCAGCAUGCAUGAACUUCCUCCUCUCAGCCCCUCUACAGCACGCAGAGGUGUCCUUGGGGUGCCAGUUCUUCCUGGAGCUCUACCCGGUGUUCCUUUGACCUCAUGUGGCCGGACUGUACCAGAGAGUCCUCGUCUUCAACGACGAGCCACAGCUGAGGAAGAAGUAGGAAAUACAAGAUUAAAUGCCAGAAGUCCAUCUCCUGUAUCUGCUCUUUUGAAGGACCAGCCUUGCUGUAAGCAGAAGACAGGUAUCACCCCAGCUCUAGGUUCUCAGACAGGUGUGUCUCCUCUCACUAGUCCCCGUAACCAGAGAAAGAAGCCAAAGGAGCCUCUGCAGGUUCAGUCGCGCACACGAGAACGCAAGAACAGCAUUUCAGAGGUCAGCGACAAAGAGGAAGACCUACUUGAGUACCAUCGCUGGCAAAGAGAGGAAAGGAUGCGUGAGCAGGAGAUGGAGAGGCUGGAGAGGCAGAGGCUUGAGACCAUCCUGAAUUUGUGUGCUGAGUAUAAUAAGAGCGACCCUCCUGUUGGUGUGGACAGAGGGAGGGCGUGUCAGUUUCCAGGGAUGGAGGAGGUCUCUGUUCGGCGACCCGGUCCUGACCCUGCGAGUGUGCUGGCCCAGAGCUCUCACAGACCGAGAGAGAGUGAGGAGGAGAACCUGAAAGAGGAAUGUAGCAGCACUGAGAGCCAGCACCAGGAGCAUGAAGAUUCUUCAGUGCUGGGGCAGCAGGAGAGAGCAAAUCUAGAGGAAGAGCGUAUCAGGGUUAUGGCUCGGGUGGAAGAGCUGAAGACUCAUGUCACUGACCUGGAAGAGCAAAUACAGGAAUCCAGACAAGAGGCAGAGAUGGAGAGGGCAUUACUGCAGGGGGAACGGAAGGCGGAGCUUGAUCAAGUGGAGGCAGAGUUGGAGAUCAUCAAUCAACUUCAGCUGAAACUGAAUGAAGUGGAAAAUUCGACUCAGAGAGAGAAAGAGAAGGAAAGAGCAAAAGUCUCAGCUGAGCGGGAUGUCCUGGCCAGGCUGAGGGAUUCGUACAGUGAGCUGAAGUGCCAGCUUCAUAAAUGCCCCGAAUCACUGAGGGAGCACUUACAGGAACAACUGGCCAGGAAGGUGGAGGCACUGGAGUCGGCCACUAAGCGCUUUGAGGAUUUGGAGUUUCGCCAUUUGGAGCGAGAGAGUGGCGUUGAGGAGGAGAAGGAGACGGUCAGCAGGCAGCUGUUGCAAGAGAAGGCAGAGUAUCACCAGAGUGUGGCCAAAAGGAAGGAGAAAAUGGCAGCUCUGGAGAUCCAGGUUAACCAGCUUGGACUUCAGGCAGCUCAGGACUGUGAAAAGAUGGCCAAAGAUCGAACCCUGUCCCUACAGAUGCUCCAGAAGGAAAAGGAGAGACUGUCCAUCUUGGAGAAGAGAUACCAGAGCCUGACUGGUGGUAAGACUUUCUCCAAGCCUGCCAGCAUGAAGGAGGAAGUGCUUUACAUCAGUGAACCUGACCUUUUAGAUGAACUCCCUACCCAAAAUUCUCUGCUCCCCUCGACUUGUUGUCAAAGAUCCACCCCUCAGAUAUAUUCUAACAGGCCACAGGAGGAGUACCUCAAACUCUCAGAUGUCUAUAAGAUGUAUGGGAACGGAUGUAUCCCCGCCCAGACUGCCUUCUCUAACGCUCUUUGUCUACCGCUGGCUGUAACAUCAGACACACCUCGUGAGGAGUAUGUGACAGUCAGUCAGUUAAACCAGCUAUUCGGGAUGCCCAAAGUUGACCCCUCCCCCACAUCUUCAGUCCAGUCAUUCCAAGCUAUUGUCGCUGACCCUGUCCACUCCAGCCACACAUCCCAGUGUGGCUCCUCGCAGUCACUUCCUGUUGAGACCCAGCCUGCAUGGAUUAGGCCUUCGAUCCCCAGGUUAGAUUCAGAGCGCUGGUACCAGGAAAUUAUGGCAGCUGGGGACCCCAGUCAUGCCUCUCCUCCCCCUCUGCCAGCUAAGUGUAUCUCCUCACGCAAACCUAUGCAGAGUCUCCCAGAUCUGUCUCCUGCUUAUUUGGACUUAGACUCCAAGAGACAAUCGGAUCAACAGGGCAGAGGGCUCUAUACAUGUGAUGAUUCCAGAAUCAGCCCUACAGAUCCUAAACAGAGUAACUGGGGGGCACCACAGGACUCUCACUCCCAUUUCCCACCUUCAGGUUCUCCUAUGGUACACUACUCCAUUCUGCACCACCACGCACCCCCAGCUGGAGAGUCAACGUAUGACACCCUGAGUUUAGAGAGCUCUGACAGCAUGGAGACCAGCGUAUCUACCGGCAACAACUUCGCCUGUUCACCUGAAAGCAGCAAUGGGCUGACAGGACUGAGGCUGGAGGAGAUGGAAAAGAUGCUGAAGGAGGCCCAGCAGGAGAAAGCCAGACUGGUGGAGAGCCGAGAGAGGGAAGUCCAGGCACGAAAGCAGCUGCUGGAGGCUGAGAGAAGGCGGCGAGAGGAGAUGGAGAGGAGGCUGCAAGAUGAGACUGCGCACAGGCAGAGACUUGUGGAGGAAGAGGUCAAGCUGAGAGAGAAACAGUGUUCCCAGGCUCGGCCAAUGACGCGCUAUCUGCCUAUUCGAAAAGAGGAGUUUGACCUGCGUUCUCAUGUGGAGUCAUCAGGCCACUGCGUGGACACAUGUGCAUAUGUCAUUGUUACAGAGAAAAUGUGCAAGGGCCAUCUUGUGAAGAUGGGCGGCAAGAUCAAAUCCUGGAAAAAACGCUGGUUUGUCUUUGAUCGACUUAAAAGGACCUUCUCUUAUUACAUAGAUAAACACGAGACCAAACUGAAAGGUGUCAUCUACUUCCAAGCCAUAGAAGAGGUGUAUUACGAUCACCUGCGCAGUGGAACUAAGAGUCCGAAUCCUUCGCUAACCUUCUGUGUGAAGACUCAUGAUCGACUUUAUUUCAUGGUGGCACCAUCCCCAGAGGCCAUGCGUAUUUGGAUGGACGUCAUAGUAACAGGUGCCGAGGGCUACACGCAGUUUAUGACCUGAGGGAGAGUGGAUGCCAUUCUGCCUGCCGUGAUCUGAGAGCGGACAGGACUCAUUUAACAAGACGUGGAACAUUAUGCAAAAUGAUGUCUAAAAAACUUCAGCCAGCGCUGACUGAUUUCUUUGUCAUCGCGACUAGAGAAGAACUGGAUGCAGGCUGGCUUGAUGACGAUGUAUUAUUGUGCAACUGUUGGUCAGAUUUUAUGUCACUAAAAAGAGAAUUGAAAAAUAUAUAUAUUAUAUAUAGAUGGAAAGAGUGGAAGCGAUAAUGUUUGUCUCUGUACCAUUGUAAUAAAGACAGGAGACAGUGACAGGGCUUACAGCAUUGGCAUUUCAAAUCAAUCAUAUGCUCAGUACUUUUAUAUACAGUAUAUAUAUAUACAGGUA